This is a messenger RNA of Culicoides brevitarsis, 2032 nucleotides long. Its product is annotated as glycerol kinase. Gene Ontology annotation, cellular component: mitochondrion. The transcript has 5 exons. The record is from RefSeq and is a predicted model, not a curated record. Gene Ontology annotation, biological process: carbohydrate metabolic process. NCBI's taxonomy places the organism in Eukaryota, Metazoa, Arthropoda, Insecta, Diptera, Ceratopogonidae. The coding region runs from base 157 to 1989 and encodes 610 amino acids. Gene Ontology annotation, molecular function: phosphotransferase activity, alcohol group as acceptor; kinase activity.
CGGUUCAGCGAGGAAAUCCACAAGGAAAAGUCACGAGCCUCCUUUAUAUUUUUUACAUAAGUUUUGUGUCCUCCGGAGUUUUAAAGCAAUUUUAUCGUCUAUCAAUAACUGAAAAUGCUCGUUUUGUUCGGAUUUUAGCGGAAAACUCUCUCAACUAUGAAUAAUUUUAACAGAUUUGGUCAUUUACUGGGUGUGAUUCACGUCGGAAAUGCAUACUGCAAAUUUUUGGUGUAUGCAGCGAAAAAUGCCGAAAUUUUGACGUGUCACGAAGUGAAGCUGACCGAAAUUUCAAAUUUACCGGGAUGGUCGGAGUUUGAUGGGAAUGCCAUUUGGCGGUCUGUGCUCGAGUGCAUCGAAAUAUCGAUUAAGAAUCUCCUCAUAUUGGACAUAAAUCCGGCAGAUAUUGUCGCGCUCGGGAUUUGUAAUCAGCGGGAAACGACAAUUUUGUGGGAUUCGAAGACGGGAUUGCCGGUUUAUAAUGCCAUAGCCUCUAGUGAUACGAGGACCGGCGACAUCCUCUCCCGCAUCCUCUCGAAGACAAAAAACAAAAUAAAUUACCUGAAAGAAGCCACAGGACUGCCACUCAGCACGUGUUUCAGCGCAAUCAAGAUCAAAUGGCUCCUCGAAAACGUCAAAGAAGCUCGUGACGCCAUCGAAACAGAAACGUGUCUCUUUGGGACUCUCGACACCUGGAUUUUAUGGAAUUUAACGGGCGGCACAGAUAGCGGCGUUCAUGCCACCGACGUCACAAACGCUAGUCGAACGAUGCUCAUGAACAUCGAAACUUUGCAAUGGGACUCGCGACUCACAGAAUUUUUUGGCAUUCCCGCCAAAAUUUUACCGCAAAUAAAAUCCUGCGCCGAAAUUUACGGAUAUGUGAAUGCGGGUUUGUUGACUGGCGUCCCAAUUGCGGCGAUGAUGGGCGAUCAGCAGGCAGCUCUCUUGGGUCAGUUGUGCGUCAAAGCAGGCUCCAUCACGUGCAACUACAACGAAGGAUGCUCGAUGCUCUUCAAUACGGGCCAAGAAAUCAUAAAUUCGGAUCACGGAUUGCUCAGUACGGUCGCUUUUAAGCUGGGGCCCGAUGCGGAAACGUUUUAUGCGCUCGAAGGCACGGCGCCAUGUGCCGGAACUGCCAUUUCAUGGCUUCACGAUACUCUUAUGAUUCCAUCACAGCAACCAAAUAACACAAAUAGUCCAUGUAACAGUACCUUAGUGCAUAGUUAUAGUGAUCCUCAGGUAAUUACGGCAGCAAUUAACGCCUCCUCGUAUGCCGGCGUGACAUAUUUGAACCCCUUGCUGCUUAAUAAUAAUUUCCAGCAGCAACGAACGCGCGUUAAUGACGCCAUUUGUGAUGAAGUUACCUUCGUACCGGCAUUUAGUGGAUGGUAUUCGCCAUAUUGGAAGUACAAUUCGCGCGGAAUCAUCACGGGACUCACUUCGCAGACGAAACCGCAACAAAUUGUGUAUGCCACGUACGAAGCAAUUGCAUUUCAGACGCGACAAUUCCUUGAAUCGCUUAAAAGUGACUGUCGGAUGUGGCCCACGAUCGAUCGGUUGCUGGUUGGAGGCGAUAUUGUGGCAGACAAUAACAUAAUUUUGCAGUUAAUUGCCGAUUUGUGCGGAAUAUCCAUUGAAAAGCCGCAGACGACGUCGCCUCCGUGUCUUGGAGCGAUGCUGGCAGCUGGAUUGGCGAUGAAAAUUCUCACCUUGGAUCAUUUUAGGACGUAUUGCGUACCGCCAGUUGAUGUGUUUCAGGCUUCCAUUGGAGAUUCUCAACGUGACGCAAAAUUCGCCCGCUGGAUGAAAGCUGUGCAAAAAUCCCUUCGGCUUGAGCAAAGCAAGGACUCCAGUAACCCCGAUUCCGACGAAAUGACGCUUUUCCGAGACAAAAGUAACGAAAGACCCGUCAGUUACUCAAUUCCCGGAACAAUUUUCCUCUUUACCUCUUUUACCAUUUUACUGAUCGCUGAGAUGCUUCAGAAGAAGUGAACUUGGAGCAACUAGACCGAAGAAUGCCAUAACCUAAAGAAAA